AGCGGACUUCCUUUUUUGCUCAUUUCCUCACAGACCUUGGAGUUUGUCCCUGUCCACAAGUUCAGUAUCAGGUCCCUCCAUCUACAAUGGAUGCAUCAGUAGUCUACGCUGACUUAAACCUAACCAAGACCCGAGAGCCUAAGCGUGCAUCACCUCUGUCUCUUCCUCCAGACACCUGUAGGUGCCCACGCUGGCAUCGGUUGGCUCUGAAACUUGGCUGUGCUGGGCUAAUCCUUCUUGUCCUGAGUGUGAUUGGACUCAGUGUCUUAGUGAUAUCAUUGUUACAAAAAUCAUCAGUAGAAAAAAGCGGUUUGGAUGUUCAAGAGAACAACCUGACGAAAACAACAGAGAGUCCAGCUAUGUUAAAGUGUCCAAAAGACUGGCUUACACACCGAGAUAAAUGCAUACAUUUUUCUCAAGAUACCAACGUUUGGAAGAAAGGUCUAGUUGACUGUGAUACAAAAGGAGGCACUUUGCUGCUCAUUCAAGACCAAGAAGAGCUGAGAUUCAUAAAGGACUCAGCAAAGGGAAAAGGUGAAUCAUUUUGGAUUGGACUAAAUUACACAUUGCCAGACGAGAACUGGAGGUGGAUAAACGGCUCUACUUUGAGUUCUGAUGUAUUACAAAUCACUGGUGAAGCUAAAAAAAACAGCUGUGCCUCCGUCUCAAAGGACAAAGUGACUUCUGAGAGCUGUGCUUCAGACAGCAAGUGGAUCUGCCAAAAGGAACCGAAAUGUGUCUCCGAAACCACGUGUAAUGACUCCUGACCGGAAUCUCAUCUCCAUUACUUCACCAUCCAUACCGGAUCUCUGCACUCUAUCUAGACUGCUGACUGUAGUAAUAUUUUAUUUGUGCUCUAAUAAAUAAAGCUUGCAUUGAGAUCUGA
Molecule: messenger RNA, 886 nt
Organism: Peromyscus leucopus (white-footed mouse)
Lineage: Eukaryota; Metazoa; Chordata; Mammalia; Rodentia; Cricetidae
Product: killer cell lectin-like receptor subfamily B member 1B allele C
Exons: 6
Coding region: 87-767 (226 amino acids)
Source: RefSeq, a predicted model, not a curated record